Aspergillus affinis is the source of this 441-nucleotide messenger RNA. RefSeq lists its product as uncharacterized. The transcript has a single exon. The record is from RefSeq and is a predicted model, not a curated record. Lineage: Eukaryota; Fungi; Ascomycota; Eurotiomycetes; Eurotiales; Aspergillaceae. Bases 1 to 441 code for a protein of 146 amino acids.
AUGGCCUACACGAUCCGUCUCAGCGUUAAAAACGGCACCCCCGAUUCCCUCAAUGUUGUCGAAAAGACCUGCUGGUACUAUGCCAACGGAGGCACGUGGGAAGAGCAAGACGGCCAGCAUGUGUUGCACAUGGGAGGCAGCGGUACCUCCGGGAUUCUUCGCUUUGUAUCCACCUCUGGCGACAUCUUCACCGUUAUUCUGGGCAUCCACAAUUACAGCCCGUGGUGCGAUGUGCAGGUGAACUUGCAGGACGGCGACACGGCCGCGAAGAUGCUUCCGGAAUACUACAGCGGGGGGAGACUUUGCAAGGAAUACGGGAAUGGAUUCAUGUCACGCACUGCCAAUCUCCGAUGGGUUGGGAUUACCUUUGAUCAGCAAGAAGGACAUGAGCUGUCGGCUGAGUUGACUUACUAUCCAGCCAAAGAUGAGCGUGUGUACUAG